AUGCGGAGAAACGCCAGACAAGCUGAAGCGACCAAAAGGCAGGUACUGUUUCCCUUCCUGCUGUCUUUGUUCUGCGGGGCCUUCUCCCAGCAGAUCCGCUACACGAUUCCUGAAGAGAUGGCCAAGGGCUCGCUGGUGGGAACCCUCGCCAAGGAUCUGGGGCUCAGCGUUCAGGAGUUGCCAGCUCGAAAAUUUCGAGUUAGUUCAGAGGAGGAUUAUUUCAAUGUCAGCGCGGAGAGCGGGGAUCUGUUAGUGAGCGGUAGGAUAGAUCGAGAAACGAUUUGCGACAGGAAAUCUGAAUGUGCACUAGAAUUUGAAACGGUCGCUGAAAACCCAAUGAAUAUUUUCCAUGUAGUUGUUGUAAUCCAAGAUAUUAACGACAAUGCACCACGUUUCGUUGCAAAAAGUAUUGACUUGGAAAUCUGUGAAUCAGCCUUACCAGGGGUGAAAUUCUCUCUGGAUGCUGCCCAAGACGCAGAUGUAGGAAGUAACUCACUGAAGUCAUACACUACCAACCCCAAUCAACAUUUCUCGGUGUCAACAAAAGAAAGUCCUGACGGAAGUAAAUACCCAGAAUUACUCCUGGAAAAACCUCUGGACAGGGAACAGCAGAGCUCCUAUCGCUUAAUGCUGAUUGCCAUGGACGGCGGAAACCCGUCUCUAAGCGGCACCACCCAGAUCCGAAUCCAGGUCACCGACGCCAAUGAUAAUGCUCCGGUGUUUAGCCAGGAGGUGUACAGAGCUAUCCUCCAAGAAAACGUGCCCCUAGGCACCUCUGUGCUGCGGGUGACGGCCACAGACCAGGACGAGGGCGCUAAUGCUGAGAUCACGUAUACUUUCCUCAGUGCCCCUACAAGUGCCAGCCUCCUCUUCAGACUCAAUCCAAAUACUGGUGACAUCACAACCAAUGGUACAUUGGACUUUGAACAAACAAGGAGGUAUGUGUUGGGUGUAGAAGCCAAGGACGGAGGGGUCCACACGGCUCACUGUAACGUUCAGAUUGAAAUUAUUGAUGAGAAUGACAAUGUCCCAGAGGUGACAUUCAUCUCCUUUUCUAACCAGAUUCCUGAGGACUCAGACCUUGGAACAGUAAUAGCUCUCAUUAAAGUGCGGGACCAGGAUUCUGGGCAAAAUGGUCUAGUGAUAUGUUAUAUUCAGAAAGACUUGCCCUUCAAAUUAGAAUCCACCUCCAAGAAUUAUUACAAAUUGGUGAUUGACAGAGCCCUGGAUCGGGAGGAGACAGCAGAGUAUAAUGUCACCAUCACAGCUACUGACAGGGGCAAGCCACCCCUCUCCUCCAGUACAAGCAUCACCCUGCACAUUGCAGACGUCAACGACAACGCACCAGCUUUUCACGAGGCCUCCUACGUGGUUCACGUGGCUGAGAACAACCCGCCCGGUGCCUCCAUCGCGCAGGUCAGCGCCUCCGACCCUGAUCUUGGACCCAAUGGCCAUAUCUCCUACUCCAUAGUGGCCACCGACCUGGAACCUCAGGCGCUGUCAUCCUACAUGUCCGUGAGCGAGCAGAGCGGGGUGGUGUUCGCGCAGCGCGCCUUCGACCACGAGCAGCUGCGCGCCUUCGAGGUGACGCUGCAGGCGCGUGACCGGGGCUCGCCCGCGCUCAGCGCCAACGUGAGCCUGCGCGUGUUGGUGGACGACUGCAACGACAAUGCUCCGAGAGUACUGUACCCAGCGCUGGGAACCGACGGCUCUGCACUCUUCGACACAGUACCGCGUGCUGCACAGCCGGGCUAUCUGGUCACCAAGGUGGUGGCGGUGGACGCAGACUCUGGGCACAACGCCUGGCUAUCCUACCACGUGCUGCAGGCCAGCGAGCCCGGACUCUUCAGCCUGGGGCUGCGCACGGGUGAGGUGCGCACAGCACGUGCUUUGGGAGACAGAGAAGCGGCCCGCCAGCGCCUGCUGGUCGCUGUGCGCGAUGGAGGACAACCGUCCCUCUCAGCCACAGCCACGCUACACCUGGUCUUCGCAGACAGCCUGCAGGAGGCGCUGCCAGACCUUAGCGAUCGCUCUGAGCCCUCUGACUCGCAGUCUGAGCUGCAGUUUUAUCUGGUGGUGGCUUUGGCUUUGAUCUCCGUGCUCUUCCUCCUCGCGGUGAUUCUGGCCAUCGCCCUGCGCCUGCAACGGUCCUCCAGCCCCGCCGCCAGAGGCUGCUUCCAGCCUGGUCUCUGCUCCAAGUCGGAACCUGGGGUUCUCCCCAACUACAGCGAGGGGACAUUGCCCUAUUCCUACAAUCUGUACGUUGCUUCACAAUCGGCUAAAACAGAACUUAAUUUUCUCAACGUGACCCCAGAAAUGGUUCCUCCUCAGGAUCUUUUGUGUGACGAUCCUUCUACAGUUGUACAUGCCAGUAAUGAAGACAACAAAAUCACUUAUGACCCUUCUUAUUCCUCUCACGAGGAGACAAGACAAUCAAAUUCAAAUCAAACCACAGGAUUUCUGCAACAUAAACCACUGGUUCUGGGGCUUGACGGAAGCUUCAAGCUGGACUUUUGGGUGUUCCUGUAUCCAGAGACGAAAGCGCAUUAUCUUGGACCCGGAAAUCCUGGGGCUUCUCCAGCCUCCACAGAGGGAAAGCUGAAGCGCACACUGUUUCGCGGCUGGGCUGUAAUGGCGGCUCCCCUUUAUCUCCCAGGCUGUAGCGGGCAGAUCUGGAUCUGCGUUCUCCUGGGGGCCCUGUGGGAAAUUCGCGCGGAGCAGAUCCGCUACUCGGUGCCUGAGGAGCUGGACAAAGGCUCUUUUGUAGGGAACGUCGCCAAGGACCUGGGACUGGAGCCCCUGGAGCUGGCAGAGCGUGGAGUCCGCAUCGUCUCCAGAGGUAGGACCCAGCUCUUUGCUCUGAACCCGCGAGGCGGCAGCUUGAUCACUGCGGGCAGGAUAGACCGGGAGGAGCUCUGUGACAGAUCUCCAAAGUGUGUAGCAAACCUGGAGAUUCUGCUUGAGGACAAAGUGAAGAUUUUUGGAGUAGAAGUGGAAAUAAUCGAUGUUAAUGAUAACGCGCCCAGCUUUGGGAAAGAGGAUAGAGAAAUAAAAGUGGCUGAAAAUGAAAAUCCUGGGACAAGAUUUCCUCUUCCUGAAGCUUUUGAUCCGGAUGUAGGGAUAAACUCCCUGCAGGGUUACCAGCUAAGCUCAAAUGAUCACUUCUACCUGGAUGUACAAAGCGGAGCGGAUAGGAUUAAGUACCCGGAACUAGUGCUGGAGCGCGCCCUGGAUCGCGAGAAAGAGCCCGUGCACCACCUCGUCCUCACCGCCUCAGAUGGGGGCAACCCCGUUCGCUCUGGCACUGCCAGGAUUCAUGUGAAACUUAUAGAUACCAACGACAACGCCCCGGUAUUCACUCAACCUGAGUAUCACGUGAGCGUUCGUGAGAAUGUACCAGUGGGCACCCGGCUACUCACUGUGAAAGCCACUGAUCCAGAUGAAGGAGUCAAUGGAGAAGUGACAUAUUCUUUCCGGAAAGUGAGAGACAAAAUAUCCCAGCUCUUCCAGUUGAAUUCUCUGACCGGCGACAUAGCAAUAUUGGGGGAUCUAGAUUACGAGGACUCUGGAUUCUAUGACAUAGAUGUAGAAGCUCAUGAUGGACCCGGUCUCCGAGCCAGGAGUAAGGUGCUGGUGACAGUUCUGGAUGUAAAUGACAAUGCUCCAGAAGUCACAGUUACAUCACUCACUAGCUCAAUCCAAGAAACUUGCCCCCCAGGCACAGUCAUUGCACUUUUCAAUGUGCAUGAUGGUGACUCAGGACAGAAUGGCCUUGUAACAUGCUCAGUUCCAGACAAUCUGCCAUUCACACUUGAGAAGACCUAUGGAAAUUAUUAUAGGUUGUUGACACACAGAACUCUGGACAGGGAAGAAGUCUCAGAAUAUAACAUCACCAUAACUGCCACUGACCAGGGUACUCCACCACUGUCUACGGAAACUCACGUCCUGCUGCAGGUGGCAGACAUCAAUGACAAUCCACCCACCUUCACGCAUGCCUCCUACUCUGCCUACAUUCCUGAAAACAACCCCAGAGGUGCCUCCUUCUUCUCCUUGACUGCCCAGGACCCUGACAGCAGUGAGAAUGCCCAAGUCACUUACUCUUUGGCUGAGGACACCCUCCAGGGGAUGCCUCUGUCUUCUUACAUCUCCAUCAACUCCAACACUGGGGUCCUAUAUGCCCUUCGCUCCUUCGACUAUGAGCAGUUUCGGGAUUUACAACUGCAGGUUACUGCCAGCGACAGUGGGGAGCCACCACUCAGCAGCAACGUGUCCUUGAGCCUGUUUGUGCUGGACCAGAACGACAAUGCGCCUGAGAUCCUGUACCCGGCUGUUCCCACUGAUGGUUCCACCGGAGUGGAACUGGCUCCCCACUCUGCAGAGCCUGGUUACUUGGUGACCAAAGUGGUGGCUGUGGACCGUGACUCUGGACAGAAUGCCUGGCUGUCCUACCGUCUGCUCAAGGCUAGCGAGCCAGGGCUCUUCGCGGUGGGGGUGCACACAGGCGAGGUGCGCACUGCCCGGGCCAUGUUGGAUAGAGACGCACUCAAGCAGAGCCUCGUUGUGGCUGUCCAGGACCAUGGCCAGCCCCCUCUAUCGGCCACCGUCAUGCUCACAGUGGCAGUGGCCGACAGCAUUCCCGAUGUCCUAGCUGAUCUGGGCAGCAUUAAGACGCCGGCUAACCCAAAUGAUUCAGGCCUCACGCUGUACCUAGUAGUGGCCGUGGCCGCCGUCUCCUGCAUCUUCCUCGCCUUCAUCAUCGUGCUGUUGGCAUUCAGGCUGCGUCGCUGGCACACCACGCGUCUGCUCCAGGCUUCAGGCGGUGGGCUGGCGGGUGUGUCAGCCUCUCAGUUUGUGGGCAUGGAUGGGGUGCGGGCUUUCCUCCAGACCUACUCCCAUGAGGUCUCCCUCACCGCAGAUUCAAGGAAGAGUCACUUGAUCUUUCCCCAGCCCAACUAUGCUGAUACCCUCAUUAGUGCAGAGAGCUGUGAGAAAAGUGAACCUCUUCUGGUGACCCAGGAUUUUCUUGAAACAAAAGGAGAACCCAAUCAGGAGCACCACACCGAGAAGGCCAAUUCAGCUUCGGAUACAAGCAGAAGUGACCCUAGUCUGGAUUCUACCACCCACCGCAGGCUUAUUCCUCCUGGCAAAGAACGGCUCAGCAGCGGAGGAAGACAGAGGAUGAGACCGAGCGCGGAGCGGAGCAGGCCGGCGGGGCGGCGGCAGGUACUGGUGCCUUUCCUACUGUCUUUGUUCGGCGGGGCUCUCCCGGACCAGAUCCACUAUUCAAUUCCAGAGGAACUGGCCACGAACUCGGUAGUGGGGAACCUCGCCAAGGAUCUGGGAUUCCAUGUCCGGGACUUGCCGGCCCGGAAGCUAAGGGUUAGUGGUGAGAAAGAAUACUUCACUGUAAACCAGGAGAGCGGGGACUUACUUGUGAGUGGCAGGAUAGACCGAGAGCAGAUUUGCGGGAAGAAGCCUCUGUGCGUUCUGGAUUUUGAUGCUGUCGCUGAAAACCCGCUAAAUAUUUUCCAUGUUGCAGUACUUGUGCAGGAUAUAAAUGACAACACUCCAGUAUUCAAACAGAAUCAUAUUGAUUUAAAAAUUGUAGAAUCCAGUCAGCCAGGUUCAGCAUUUCCGCUAGACCCCGCUCUGGAUUCAGAUGCUGGUCCUAAUUCACUGCAAAGAUACCAUCUUAAUGAUAAUGAGUACUUUGAUCUCUUAGAGAAACAGACUCCAGAUGGACGUAAAUAUCCGGAGUUGAUUCUAAAACAUUCUCUGGACAGAGAAGAGCAGAAUUACCAUCAGUUGGUCCUCAGGGCAGUAGACGGCGGGGACCCACCCCAAAGCGGCACCACCCAGAUCCGAAUCCAAGUCACUGACGCCAACGACAAUCCGCCGGUGUUCAGCCAAGACUUGUAUAGGGUCAGCUUGCGGGAGGACAUGCCCCCGGGCACCUCGGUACUGCAAGUGACAGCCACCGACCAGGAUGAGGGCGUCAAUGCAGAAAUCACCUACUCCUUUCAUAAUGUGGACGAACAAGUGGCACACUUUUUCCAUUUAGACGAAAGAACAGGGGAAAUCACAACAAAAGAUUAUUUGGAUUUUGAAGUUGCUAAUUCUUACACUCUGAGAUUAGAAGCGAAAGAUCCUGGAGAUCUAGCAGCCCAUUGCAGCAUCCAGGUCGACAUUGUCGAUGAGAACGACUGCGCACCUGAGGUGACCGUGACUUCGGUAUUCAGUCCCCUACCGGAAGAUGCACCUCGAGGAACAGUGAUCGCCUUGAUCAAAACGCGAGACAGAGACUCUGGAGAAAAUGGAGAAGUGUAUUGCCGCGUUUUUGGAGAUGGCGAAUUUAAAUUGAAAUCUUCCUCGAAGAACUAUUACAAAUUAGUGACAGAUGGCGUCCUGGACCGCGAGCAGAUCCCACAGUACAACAUCACCAUCACAGCUACUGACAGGGGCAAGCCACCCCUCUCCUCCAGUACAAGCAUAACCCUGCACAUUGCAGACGUCAACGACAACGCACCAGCUUUUCACGAGGCCUCCUACGUGGUUCACGUGGCUGAGAACAACCCGCCCGGCGCCUCCAUCGCGCAGGUCAGCGCCUCCGACCCUGAUCUUGGACCCAAUGGCCAUAUCUCCUACUCCAUAGUGGCCACCGACCUGGAACCCCAGGCGCUGUCCUCCUACGUGUCUGUGAGCGAGCAGAGCGGGGUGGUGUUCGCGCAGCGCGCCUUCGACCACGAGCAGCUGCGCACCUUCAAGCUAACGCUGCAGGCGCGUGACCAGGGCUCGCCCGCGCUCAGCGCCAACGUGAGCCUGCGCGUGCUUGUGGACGACCUCAACGACAACGCGCCCAGGGUGCUGUACCCGAUGCUAGGACCCGACGGCUCUGCACUCUUCGACACAGUACCGCGUGCUGCACAGCCGGGCUAUCUGGUCACCAAGGUGGUGGCGGUGGACCCAGACUCUGGGCACAACGCCUGGCUAUCCUACCACGUGCUGCAGGCCAGCGAGCCCGGAAUCUUCAGCCUGGGACUGCGCACGGGUGAGGUGCGCACAGCACGCGCCUUGGGCGACAGGGACGCAGCCCGCCAGCGCCUGCUGGUUGCUGUGCGCGAUGGAGGACAGCCACCCCUGUCGGCCACAGCCACGCUGCUCCUAGUCUUCGCUGACAGUCUGCAAGAGGCUCUGCCAGACCUCAGCGACCGGCCUGCGCCUUCUGACCCCCAAGCUGAGCUGCAAUUUUACCUGGUCUUGGCUUUGACCUUGAUCUCUGUGCUCUUCCUCCUCGCUGUGACUCUGGCUAUUGCCAUGCGCCUGCGACGUUCCUCCAGCCCUGCCUCUUGGGGCUGUAUUCAGCCGAGACUCAGCUCCAAGUCUGGGCCUGGGGUUCUCCCCAACUACAGUGAGGGUACAUUGCCCCAUUCCUACAAUCUGUGUAUUGCAUCACAAUCGGCUAAAACAGAAUUUAAUUUUCUCAGCGUGUCUCCAGGGUCAGUGCCCACUCAGGAUCUCCUCUGCGAUGAUGCCUCUUGGGCACCUAGUACAAAUCAUGGCGACACUGGGGUACCAUUUGCCUCAGACACAAUUUUAGAGGUUUCCGCCAGGGAAUGUAUUCCCCUCGACCCUAGAGAAAUAAGGAAAACAAAAAGCAGAAACCAAGACUUAAGAGAAAAUCCAGGCGAAGAGAAAGCAAUGGUGGAUUCACUGAGGCCCUGGGACUGCAGAGAGCCGCUGCUACUCUUCUUUCUCCUGGGGACCCUGCUGGGGGUGGGAAACGGGGCCGGGCAGAUCCGCUACUCGGUGCUUGAGGAGUUGGACAAAGGCUCUUUCGUGGGCAACAUCUCCAAGGAUCUGGGCCUGAAGCCCCGGGAGCUGGCAGAGCGCGGAGUCCGCAUCAUCUCCAGAGGUAAGACGCAGUUUUUCUCUCUGAACCUGGGAAGCGGCAGCUUGGUUACUGCAGGCAGGAUAGACCGGGAGGAGCUCUGCGCUCAGAGCGCGCGCUGUCUGGUGACCUUUAACAUCUUGGUUGAGAAUAAAAUGAAAAUAUAUGGAGUAGAAGUAGAAAUUAUCGAUAUUAAUGAUAACUCCCCACGCUUCCGGGAUGAGGAAUUAAAAGUAAAAAUUAAUGAAAAUGCUGCUUUGGGAACGCGGUUAGUGCUUCCCUUCGCACGAGAUCCAGAUGUGGGUGUGAACUCUCUCCAGAGCUACCAGCUCAGCUCCAAUAUGCACUUCUCGCUGGACGUGAAAAGCGGAACUGAUAAGCACAAGUACCCAGAGCUGGUGCUGGAUCAGCCCUUGGACCGUGAGAAGGAGGCAGUUCACGAACUACUCCUCACGGCUGUAGAUGGCGGAAACCCCAUCCUCUCUGGCACCACUCACAUCCGCGUGAUGGUGCUUGACGCAAACGAUAACGCGCCUGUGUUCACGAGACCGGAGUACACAGUGAAUGUCCCAGAGGACAUACCUGUGGGCACGCGGCUGCUAACGCUAACCGCCACAGACCCGGACGAGGGAGUCAAUGGGAAAUUGACCUAUUCUUUUCGCAAUGAAGAAGACAAAAUUUCAGAGACUUUCCAACUUGAUUCCAGCCUGGGGGAAAUCUCAACUCUGCAACCACUGGACUAUGAAGACUCCAGCUUCUACCUAAUGGAAGUGGAAGCUCAGGAUGGAGGGGCUCUUCUUGCUAGCGCCAAGGUGCUGGUCACAGUACAAGACGUGAAUGACAACGCCCCGGAGGUGAUCCUCACCUCUCUCACCAGUUCCAUCUCUGAAGACUGUCUUCCCGGAACUGUAAUCGCUUUAUUUAGCGUACACGAUAGUGAUUCUGGAGAGAAUGGUGAGAUUUCAUGUUCUAUCCCCAGGAACUUGCCCUUUAAGUUAGAAAAGUCCGUUGAUAAUUACUAUCACUUAUUGACAACGACAGCCCUGGACAGAGAAGAGACUGCAGAUUAUAACAUCACAGUAACAGUCACUGACCGUGGAACCCCAUCCCUGUCUACUGAAACUCAUAUCUCGAUCAAAGUGGCAGAUAUCAACGACAACCCACCGGCCUUCUCUCACACCUCCUAUUCCACUUACAUUCCAGAAAACAACUCGAGAGGCGUCUCCAUCUUUUCUGUCACCACCCAGGACCCAGACAGCGGAGAGAAUGCCAGGGUCAUUUACUCCUUGAGCGAGGACACCCUCCAGGGGGCGCCCCUGUCUUCCUAUGUCUCCAUCAAUUCGGACACGGGCGUCCUGUACGCGCUGCGCUCUUUCGACUAUGAGCAGGUCCGAGACCUGCAGCUGUGGGUUACCGCUAGCGACAGUGGGAACCCGCCGCUCAGCAGCAAUGUAUCACUGAGCCUGUUCGUCCUGGACCAGAAUGAUAAUGCGCCAGAGAUUCUGUACCCCGUCCUUCCUACGGACGGCUCCACUGGUGUGGAGCUGGCACCCCGCUCUGCAGAGCCCGGCUACCUGGUGACCAAAGUGGUAGCUGUGGACGGAGACUCAGGACAGAACGCCUGGCUGUCCUACCGCCUGCUCAAGGCCAGCGAACCGGGGCUUUUCGCGGUGGGGUUGCACACGGGCGAGGUGCGCACGGCGCGGGCUCUCCAGGACAGAGAUGCGCUCAAACAGACCCUCGUGGUGGCAGUCCAGGACCACGGCCAGCCUCCUCUCUUGGCCACUGUCACGCUCACUGUGGCGGUGGCCGACAGCAUCCCUGAUGUUCUGGCCGACCUGGAGAGCAUCAAGGUGCCCUCUGACCCUGAUGAUUCUGGCCUCACGCUGUACUUGGUGGUGGCUUUGGCCACAGUCUCCUGUGUGUUCCUCACCUUUGUCAUUGUGCUCUUGGCACUCAGACUAAAACAUUGGCACACAUCGCAUUUGUGGCAAGCUUCAGACAGCGGUUUGGCAGGCAUGCCCACCUCACACUUCGUUGGUGUGAACGAUGUGCGAGCGUUCCUACAGUCCUAUUCCCACGAGGUCUCCCUCACUGCGGGCUCGGGAAAGAGUCAUAUUAUCUUCCCGCAGCCCAACUACGCGGAUACUCUCAUUAGUGGAGAGAGUUGUGAGAAAAGCGAGCCUCUUCAUCUACCUGAACCGAAUAAUGCAAACACAGAAGAACCAGGAGUUUUUCAGGUUAGUUUCCUUUUUCAUGAGGAAUGA
This is a messenger RNA of Orycteropus afer afer, 10155 nucleotides long. Its product is annotated as protocadherin gamma-B1-like. NCBI's taxonomy places the organism in Eukaryota, Metazoa, Chordata, Mammalia, Tubulidentata, Orycteropodidae. Gene Ontology annotation, biological process: homophilic cell-cell adhesion. Gene Ontology annotation, cellular component: plasma membrane. The record is from RefSeq and is a predicted model, not a curated record. Gene Ontology annotation, molecular function: calcium ion binding.